GGCGUGUAGACGGCAUGCUGCUACCGUCGCUCCUAAUACAAUCGUAUCUGUCGUCGCGGCAUCGGAUGCUUUGUGCGUCCAUUCCCUUGCUUUCCGCGCAGAUUUUUGUCUUUUGGGUCUGCUGUUCCAUUUGUCAGCUCACCGCCUCUGGUCUUCUGCGGCAAGGUCUCUAUAGGGAACCUGCAUGCAUGUUUGUAUUCACGGCGAAGCUGUAGCGGAAGAAAGAAGAAGCUGUAAUCGUUAAAGAAACUGAAGACCUGCACGUAAAAUACAGGCAAAAAAAAAACAAGCGUUUCAACAUUAUAUCGCUUUCGCCUGAGACUAAUAGAUUAAUUGAGUCGAGACAAUAUUGAAUUAGUGUUGUUGUCCUCGUUAGCGGAACGGUUAAUGUUUAAAGUCAUCUUCAUCGCCAGACGAAACCGUUACUGAUAUCGUGACGAAGAAAACGGAGUGAUGACCACGGCGAUCCUUCCUCGAAGCAAAGAUACGGUCAACGCAACGUUGUGUGUGUCUUUGGCAGCCACGCUCGUCUGUUUUCGGAAAUCGCCUUAAACGGGAAUCAAAAGGACUGAGCGAACUCGAGGUUUCAAUUUAGCUGGCGUAGCGUAUUGACAACUAUGUCCUUUUCGUUUGGUCCUUUUGGCCGAAAGAAGAAGGGCUUGAAUGAGCAUGAGCGUCAGGUGUUGGCAAAAAUACGUGAGGAGCAGAAGCGGGAUAUAUCUGAUCAUGUCGUCGACGAGGAAAAACUACGCCAGUUGUAUAAAGAAGAGGAAUAUAUUUUUGAGAGACAAAAGUGCAUACUUGAUUUAUAUGACGAUAUUGGGGAACGCCAAGCUGCUGUCGACAAGCGCGUGAAAAAACUACGCGAAAAAAACUCUAUUGGACGCUAUAAGGGAGACUGCAUUGAAAAUAUGGAGUCAUGGGAUGGGAAGACCACAGUAACAGAGACGGACGAUCCGACUGUAGUGGAGUUACAGGAUGAGGCGCUUAUGAUCAUUCGAGAAAACUGGGAGACGAAGUUGGCGAUUGAUGCGGCAGUUGAAGAGCUAUACGAAUUGGAAUUAAAGCUAAUGCAACUAAAGGUUGAUAAGAUGUGGGAGCCCCUAAAGGAUCUACCGCCGAAGAAUUUAAUGCCUAUCAAUGUCUGACUAAAUUACUUUUAUGUAACUGCACUGCUACGGGUAAAUUCUUGAAAGAUAAAAAUAUUUAAUAAAAGGUUUUCAAAUUAAUUUGAGACAAAGUCAAAUUGCAGGCCACGAUGCGCCACCGGAACUAUAUUACCUAAUUUUUCCACAGCAGUGGCUGGUCGUUUUUGGGCUAAUUAUAAUUUGUCAUUUGACGUUAAUGAAGAAUCCGAUACCCAUAUCACGACGAAAAAGAACGUGGAACUAUAGUCAAAAACAUUCGAGCAAUUAGCAAACGGAUUUUUGUACAAUUCUGCCUUCUGUUGAACAGAUAAAGCUAAUUUAUU
Messenger RNA from Varroa destructor (honeybee mite), 1471 nucleotides. RefSeq lists its product as uncharacterized. The record is from RefSeq and is a predicted model, not a curated record. Lineage: Eukaryota; Metazoa; Arthropoda; Arachnida; Mesostigmata; Varroidae.